AUCGGAGGCGUACACCGAGGCGUUGAACACAGUUUGGACAUAAGCGCCGAUUUGACAGAAUUGGGCCGAACGCCGAUUGCCGUCAUCUGUUCCGGCGUUAAAUCAAUACUCGAUAUUCAAAAAACGUUGCAAUUUCUUGAAACUCAAGGCGUUUGUGUUGCGGUGUUUAAUGGCGAUCAACAAAGUCCUCAAAAAGUUGAAUUUCCAGCAUUUUUUAGUCGUAAGAGUGGAUCUCAAGUGAACUAUAAUCUAAAGACCGCGGAGGAAGCGGCGCGUCUUAUAUUACAUAGAAAUCAAUUGUCUCUAAACUCGGGUAUUGUAAUUGCGGUCCCGAUUCCACUCCAACAACAAUCAGAUGGAGAAUUAAUUACUAAGUCUAUCGAUGAGGCCAUCAUUGAAGCGAAUGAAAAAGGCAUAAUCGGCAAAGAAGUGACACCAUAUUUGCUGAAACGAGUUAAUCAAUUAAGUGGUGGCCGUUCUCUCACGUCAAACAUUGCUCUCAUAGAAAAUAACGCUAGAAUUGGGGCUGAAAUAGCUUUUCAAUACAAUAUGCUAUUAAACGUAUCGAAACAACGUUUGAUUAAUACGUCUAACGAUACGAUUGAUUCAAAACGGAUAAACAAAAGCAAUAAAAGCCAUUAUUCUUUUGAGUUAUCGAAGACUAGUAUUAGUGAAUCGAUGGCCAAAUCGGGACAUCAAGAAGAAGGUCCAAAAGAAGAACGAAACGACAAUCAAUCAGAUGAGUCGAGUCCUGUAGUGAUCGGCGGAUCGAUAUAUGACAUCGUGGCUGACGCUAACACCGACUCAUUACGUCCUAAAUUAAAGAUUCACUUGAAUACAAAUAUAUUGAGAAGAAGGAAUUCAAAUGAAUCCAUUAUAAAAAUGAGUGAUGAGAUCAGGUCUGCAAUACAUGACAACAGGCCUAUUGUGGCCCUGGAAUCCACUAUCAUUACACACGGAAUGCCAUUCCCUAUUAAUUUGCAAAUGGCACUAAAUGUGGAGACAUUAGUGAGAAAAAGAGGUGUCAUUCCGGCCACCAUUGCUGUAAUCGACGGCAAAAUAUGUGUUGGACUUAAUAAACAACAAAUGCUAUUACUAUCUGAAGACGCUAUU
Molecule: messenger RNA, 1113 nt
Organism: Medioppia subpectinata
Lineage: Eukaryota; Metazoa; Arthropoda; Arachnida; Sarcoptiformes; Oppiidae
Source: the annotation of a GenBank genome assembly